UCCACCUCUGGCUUCUCUGUGGUCUGAGCGCUGUGGUGACCCCUCAGGAUGUCACACAACAAGCCCAAAUGUUUCUAGAAGAGUUUAACAGGAGGGCAGAAAAUAUCAGCUAUGAGAGCUCCCUUGCCUCAUGGAACUACAACACCAACAUCACUGAGGAGAAUGCCAGGAAAAUGAAUGAGGCGGCUGCCAAGUGGUCCGCGUUUUAUGACGAGGCCUCCAGGAAUGCCAGCAGCUUCCCGUUAUCCAGUAUCCAGGAUGAUCUCACCAGGCUCCAGAUCCAGGCUCUCCAGGAGAAAGGAUCAUCUGUGCUGCCAGUGGAAAAAUAUAACAGACUGAACACUGUGCUAAAUACAAUGAGUACCAUCUACAGCACUGGGACCGUCUGUAAAAUUGGUGAACCGUCUGAGUGUUUGGUGCUGGAGCCAGGUCUGGACGCUAUUAUGGCUAACAGCACGGAUUAUCAUGAGAGGCUAUGGGCCUGGGAAGGCUGGAGAGCUGAUGUUGGCAGGAUGAUGAGACCAUUAUACGAAGAGUAUGUUGAACUUAAAAAUGAGGUUGCAGAGCUUAAUAAUUAUUCUGACUACGGAGAUUACUGGAGAGCAAAUUAUGAAGCAGACUAUCCAGAAGCAUACAAAUACAGCCGUGAGCAGCUGGUCAAAGAUGUGGAGAAGACGUUUGAGCAGAUAAAACCUCUGUACGUGCAGCUGCAUGCCUACGUGAGGCACCGGCUGGAGCAGGUCUAUGGCCCCGAGCUCAUCAGCUCCACGGGAUGCCUCCCUGCUCACUUGCUGGGUGAUAUGUGGGGUAGAUUUUGGACAAAUCUGUAUGCCUUGACCGUUCCCUAUCCAGCCAAACCAAACAUUGAUGUAACUUCUGCAAUGGUUCAAAAGGAAUGGGAUGCAGUGAAAAUAUUCAAAGCUGCUGAGGCCUUCUUCACCUCCAUCGGCCUCAGUGCAAUGACUGAGGGCUUCUGGAAUAAUUCUAUGCUCACAGAGCCGGCCGACAACAGGAAGGUUGUCUGCCAUCCUACGGCGUGGGAUCUGGGGAAAAAUGACUACAGGAUCAUGAUGUGCACCAAAGUGACCAUGGACGACUUCUUGACCGCGCACCACGAGAUGGGCCACAUCGAGUACGACAUGGCGUACUCCGUGCAGCCCUACCUGCUAAGAGACGGUGCCAACGAGGGCUUCCACGAGGCCGUGGGUGAAAUUAUGUCACUUUCUGCAGCCACUCCUCAGCACUUGAAAUCUCUUGACCUCCUAGAGCCAACUUUCCAAGAGGAUGAAGAAACUGAAAUCAACUUUCUGCUCAAACAAGCGCUAACGAUUGUUGGAACAAUGCCUUUUACUUACAUGCUGGAGAAGUGGAGAUGGAUGGUGUUUAAGGGUGAGAUUACAAAGGAGGAAUGGACGAAGCGGUGGUGGGAGAUGAAGAGAGAAAUAGUUGGUGUUGUGGAACCAGUCCCUCAUGAUGAAACCUACUGCGACCCUGCAGUGCUGUUUCAUGUGGCCAAUGAUUACUCAUUCAUAAGGUAUUAUACCCGCACCAUCUAUCAGUUCCAGUUUCAGGAGGCACUUUGUAAGGCAGCUAAACAUACCGGCCCUCUUCACACAUGUGACAUUACCAACUCCAGUGCAGCUGGUCGGAAUUUGAGGCAAUUGCUUGAAUUAGGCAGAUCCAAGCCCUGGACUCAAGCACUGGAAAGUGUAACAGGAGAGAAAUACAUGAAUGCAACACCCUUGCUCCACUACUUCGAACCUUUAUAUAAGUGGCUGCAAAAAAACAAUUCUGGCAGAUACAUUGGUUGGAAAACAGACUGGGCUCCAUAUUCUGGCAAUGCCAUCAAAGUGCGCAUCAGCCUGAAGUCAGCGCUGGGGGACCAGGCGUAUGAAUGGGAUGAAAGCGAGCUCUUCUUGUUCAAGUCAUCCAUCGCCUAUGCCAUGAGAAAAUACUUUGCAGAGGAGAAGAAACAGAAAGUCAACUUUCAGAUUACAGACAUUCAUGUUGGGGAACAGACACAAAGGAUCUCCUUCUACCUUACUGUCAGCAUGCCAGGUAAUAUCAGUGAUACUGUGCCCAAAGCUGACGUGGAAAAUGCCAUCAGGAUGUCUCGGGGACGAAUCAAUGAGGCUUUCAGACUGGGUGAUAACACGCUGGAGUUUGUGGGCAUACUUCCAACCCUGGCCACACCUUAUGAACCACCAGUCACCGUCUGGUUAAUUAUAUUUGGGGUGGUCAUUAGCCUGGUUGUCAUCGGAGUUAUUGUCUUGAUCAUCACUGGGCAGAGAGAUCGCAAAAAGUGAGAGAGCAAGAGGAAGUAGGAGUGAAGCAAAAUCAAACUGUGAACAGGUGAACCCUUAUGAUGAAGAAGGAAAAAGCAAUAUGGGUUUUGAGCCAUCUGAAGAGACACAA
Messenger RNA from Haliaeetus leucocephalus (bald eagle), 2415 nucleotides. RefSeq names its product angiotensin I converting enzyme 2 (gene ACE2). Gene Ontology annotation, cellular component: plasma membrane. Gene Ontology annotation, biological process: proteolysis. Lineage: Eukaryota; Metazoa; Chordata; Aves; Accipitriformes; Accipitridae. The record is from RefSeq and is a predicted model, not a curated record. The transcript has 18 exons. The coding region runs from base 69 to 2306 and encodes 745 amino acids. Gene Ontology annotation, molecular function: metallopeptidase activity; peptidyl-dipeptidase activity.